CCAGGAACUGGCCCUUUAACAGGGAGGAGGGGCCAGGCCCUGGUGGCGGAAGCUGAUCUAGUGGCCUGUGAUUCCAUGUUGGUCCUGGCUGGGUUGUAGGCUGUGCUGGUCUGGGGAACUGUCUUUCGGGAAGGAGAUCUCCCCAUCAAACUACAAGCUGGCUCUGAGAGAUACAGGCCAUGGCUGUGUAACUAGGAACCUAUGACUGGGAAGAGGAAAUAACACUGCCAACAUCAAAGGUCAUCUGUGUGCCACAGGAAUGGAGGGAGCCUUGACGGAGCGUGUCAGGGCAGAGCCUUUCCACAGGGUCACGCCCCUGUUGGAGAGCUGGGCAUUGUCUCGGGUGGCAGGCAUGCCCGUCUUCCUCAAAUAUGAGAAUGUACAGCCGGCUGGAUCCUUUAAGAUCCGGGGCAUCGGACAUUUCUGUCAGCAGAUGGCCAUGAGGGGAUGCAGGCAUCUGGUGUGCUCCUCAGGGGGCAAUGCAGGCAUUGCAGCCGCAUACUCGGCUCGGAAGCUGGGCAUCCCUGUCACCAUCGUGCUCCCAGAGAACACUUCCUCGCAGGUGGUGAGGCGGCUGGAGGGAGAGGGGGCCGAGGUCCAGCUGACUGGGAAGGUCUGGGAUGAAGCCAAUAUAAGGGCUCAAGACUUGGCCAGAAGGGACGGCUGGGUGAAUGUCUCCCCAUUUGACCAUCCCCUUAUAUGGGAAGGCCAUGCCAGCCUAGUGCGGGAGCUGAAGGAAUCACUGGGGACCCCGCCAGGUGCUGUGGUGCUGGCCGUGGGGGGCGGAGGGCUCCUAGCAGGUGUGACUGCUGGCCUGCUGGAGGUAGGCUGGCAGCACGUGCCCAUUGUUGCCAUGGAGACCGAGGGGGCGCACAGCUUCAACGCGGCCUUGCAGGCAGGCAGGCUGGUCACUUUGCCAGAUAUCACCAGUGUAGCCAAGAGCCUGGGAGCCAAGACGGUGGCUGCACGGACCUUGGAGUGUGCGAAGGAGUGUGAGAUUCUCUCUGAGGUGGUGGAAGACCGGGAGGCUGUGAGAGCUGUGCAGAGGUUUCUGGAUGAUGAGCGCAUGCUGGUGGAGCCUGCCUGUGGGGCCGCCCUGGCUGCUGUAUACUCAGGCAUCCUGGGGAGGCUCCAGGCUGAGGGUCGCCUGGGCCCGGCCCUGGCUUCCAUUGUGGUCGUAGUGUGUGGUGGCAACAAUAUCAGUAGCCAACAGCUCCAGGAGCUGAAAACCCAGCUGGGCUGUAGCUGAGGGCUCCCAGGGACUCCAGAGAGGCUCCUGGACCCCUUCAUGGCCACCCAAGGGGCCUCAGUUGCAGCUGUCCUGCCCUCUUCUUUCAGGUAGCCCUCUUGGAUUGCUCCCAGGGGCUCCCUGAGUUCAGUGAAUAAACCUUCCUGAGUGGA
Messenger RNA from Mesocricetus auratus (golden hamster), 1401 nucleotides. RefSeq names its product serine dehydratase like (gene Sdsl). Gene Ontology annotation, molecular function: L-serine ammonia-lyase activity; threonine deaminase activity. The record is from RefSeq and is a predicted model, not a curated record. Gene Ontology annotation, biological process: L-serine catabolic process; L-threonine catabolic process. Lineage: Eukaryota; Metazoa; Chordata; Mammalia; Rodentia; Cricetidae.